Caenorhabditis bovis is the source of this 1338-nucleotide messenger RNA. The record is from the annotation of a GenBank genome assembly. Lineage: Eukaryota; Metazoa; Nematoda; Chromadorea; Rhabditida; Rhabditidae.
AUGGAUGUAAAAAGCGAAGAGAAUCAAGAAAAACCUGUUAAUUCUUUGGAGAAGGUAGUCGAAGGAUGCCGCAUUAAUGUGAAAAUGAUUUCGCAAAAUGAAUGGAGGCAAGCUGAAAUAAUAACACGCGGAAGAGGUCCAAAUGAUACAAUUCGUUUUUAUGUGCAUUACAUUGAUUGUAACAGGAGACUGGACGAAUGGGUAACAUCGGAUUUACUUGACUUGAGUACUUUAAAAAUGCCUCAAAAAGGUUCAAAGAAAGGACAUUCGCAUCACGAUAAUCCAGACGGCGACGUUUCGAAGAAAGCUUCGGCUGCAAACCGAAAACGCAAGAUCCCUCUUUUGCCUGCAGAAGAACCGAAAAAUGAAGCCGAAACUACGGCAACAGCUACUAGUAGUGGAAGCGCUCCAAGUCUUCGAGGCUCAAUGUCAAUGGUUGGUCAUUCUGAAGACGCAAUGACACGGAUUCGAAAUGUCGAGGCGAUCGAACUUGGUAGAUAUCGCAUUCAGCCUUGGUACUUCUCGCCUUACCCGCAACAACUAACACACCUUGAUUGCAUUUUUAUUUGCGAAUUUUGCUUAAAAUAUAUGAAAAGCAAAACCUGUUUGAAGAGACAUAUGCAAAAAUGCACACUCUGUCAUCCUCCCGGAAAUCAAAUAUACAGUUACGACAAACAUUCAUUUUUUGAAAUUGAUGGAAGAAAAAACAAGGUAUAUGCUCAAAAUCUUUGUCUUAUCGCAAAACUUUUCCUGGAUCACAAGACUCUUUACUAUGAUACGGACCCUUUCUUAUUUUACGUGCUUACUGAGGAAGAUGAAAAGGGGCAUCAUAUUGUUGGUUAUUUCUCAAAGGAAAAAGAGUCCGCCGAAGAAUACAAUGUUGCAUGUAUUCUUGUUCUCCCUCCGUUCCAAAAAAAAGGUUAUGGAAGCCUUUUAAUUGAAUUCAGUUAUGAGUUAUCCAAACUUGAAAUGAAAACUGGAUCACCUGAAAAGCCACUGUCUGACUUGGGAUUGCUUUCCUAUCGUUCAUAUUGGUCAAUGGCGAUCAUGAAGGAAUUGUUCCAAUUUAAGAACCGGACAAACGGAGAACGAGAAAUCACAGUCCAAGAUUUGUCUGCAGCUACUGCCAUUAAACGAGAAGACGUUGUGUCAACUCUUCAACAACUCGACCUGUACAAAUACUAUAAAGGACAGUAUGUGAUUGUAAUCAGUGACGAGAAACGCGCCGUAUAUGAGAAGCGUAUCGAAGAUUCGAAGAAAAAGUUACGUAUUAAUCCGAAUGCCCUACAAUGGAGACCGAAAGAAUUUGGUAAAAAACGAACUCAGUCGAUUUUUUAA